Molecule: messenger RNA, 3162 nt
Organism: Hyaloperonospora brassicae
Lineage: Eukaryota; Oomycota; Peronosporomycetes; Peronosporales; Peronosporaceae
Source: the annotation of a GenBank genome assembly
AUGGAACCUUCAGCGGUCUCCGCGCUGCCUGGGGCCGCAAACGCUGCAGACGACGCAGUGGCCGUACUGCUUCACAUCGACAGCUCGUCCCUACGCUCGGACGACGCACCGGACGUGUGCGUGUCGCUCUUUGACACUGCACGCGUGUGCAUGGACUUGGCGGUCGAUCUGACGCUCGUGCUGGGCUUCGAGCGCGCGAUCUACCUCACACACAGGGACACAGACGCAGCUAAGGGAUCGCCAGAAUCGUACGCAUCGUCUUUGCAUGUCAUUGUCGAUGCACAGACCGUUCGGCUCAAGCCGCACGAGCGAGUGGCCGACGUCACGUGGCUCGACAGCGCGUUCGUGUGUGUGGGCUACACCACCGGCAUCGUGCGCUUGUUUACGCGCUCGGGAGCGCUUGUCUUUGAGCAGCAGCUGCACCGCGCUGCAGUGCACAAGCUGACGGUGAAUAGGGACGUGGCGACUAUGGCGCCGCGUCGAGCCACGCUGCCAAGUCAAGCACCAAGCGAGCCCGAGCCGGCCGAGUUCUGGGUCUUGUACGCCGAUGCCACAGUCGUUGUGCUCCAGGUCUCGGAGGUGAUCGCUGCGGUGCGGGCUGGAGGCGUGGAGCCGGCUCAAGUCCAUAAGGUUCGCAAGUACUCGCUGCGAGGCCAGACAGACGUGGUGGCUGCAGUCCCGUGUGGACCAGUCCGACCCACAAUCUUUCAGUCACACGCUCGUCUUGGUGUCUACACGAUCGUGAGUGCGGGCUCUGCGCCGUUUCUCUCGUUCUACCCGGCUGGCAACGACCAGAACUCGAUCAUUCACUUGGCGCAAAUUGCGAUAGCCAUUGCAUCCAGAGCGGCUGGGGCGGCGUGGCGCUUCGCAACGACGUGGGGAUGGAGACGAGGCACAGACGAGACGUUGGCUCGUGGAGAUGAGCAGCGAGCGGUGGCUGCUCCUUUGAGUUCAGAUGCGAUUGAUUCUGCAGUGGAGCACAUGCCAACCCCACUUGGCUCGACUCACUCGAUUGACGAAGAUGAACGGCGACGAUGUCGAGUCCUGGUACUGAGUCCUUCGGGCAAAUUAGCCGCUGUUUCGGACUCGUUGGGACGUAUUGUACUGAUUGAUACCUCUCGAAUGGUUGUUAUAAGGAUGUGGAAAGGGUAUCGAAAUGGACAGUGUGGCUGGAUGCAGGGCUUGGAAGGUGCUCGUCGUCCACUUGGAUUAUACCUGGUCAUUUACUCUGCUCAACGUGGCAUUGUCGAAGUAUGGCGUGCACGAUAUGGCCCCCGAGUUUUUAGUUUUGCUGUGGGUAACUGCGCGAAACUAUUCACGCAGUUCGAUUCCGUCACCAGACGAACAAAGUGUUAUAUUUUGACGAAAUCGAGCGGUACUAUGUCGGAAGUGAUUGAGCUAAAACCUCGGCUACCUAAUGCAUCGACUUUGAUGAAGUAUUUUACGCAGAACAAACUUCAAGAGGAGCAGUUUCGUUUGCACCAAGUGGUCGGUAGUCUACAUGCGUUUGUGAAGAAAAAUGGUGACCAUACACAUGAGCACAAUACAUUGAAUUCGUUGCUAGAAGACAUGCGCAGUUUUUCUGCAUUGACGACGAUCCAGGCACUUCUGGACGUCUUACUAAAGGCUGACAUGAGAUCGCUUGAUGCUGCCUUUUUGUUAAGGGCACUGGAGAACUUACAGCUGGCGUUGAAAAACGAGGUAGCAUUUGCAACACCGACAGGUGCAAGCCUGUCCCUUCAGUGGAAGUUACUUUGGCAAUACCGCCUCGUAUCUACAUUUAUCGGCUUCCAGACUGAAUUUGCGAGUGGAAAGCAUGCUUUCAUGUCUAUGCUGCAGACCUCUGACCGGGAAAUCCUAUUGCAAUCCAGUACAAGCUCUGGCUGUGAAGAGAAUAACUCUCCUCCGUUCUCUCGUGUUAUGCCAUGGUAUGAACUCUAUCGUCGGGCUGGUCUUGCCUUCGACGAUGAAUCGUGUAUCAAGACAUGCAGAGCGAGUGAUAGUGCCAGUCAGCUGACUGCGUGGGAGUUUAUGGAAUUCUUUUCGAUGCCGUUUGAUGAUCCGGACUUGCCUCGUCGCCGAGACAUAAUAUCGCUAUUUGAGACCGCUGAGACGGACGAGCACUUUUUGCGUGAUGCUUUCCGUGUGUUAGGGACUCCGCUUUUGCGCAAGUUUUCGACUCUCGCGCAUAGGAACUGCUUCUUGACGUUUAUUUUCGCUCCAGUGCUAUCGAGCGUCUUCGCGGUUCAGGAGCUGCAACGAUUACAUUCUACCCUUUAUCUGACGGAAGGGAUUCUCACAAAGUUAUUUGUUGAUUGGUACUUUUCACUGCCUCUUGGCAUGGUGCUCGCUCUUCCCUCUCCUUCAUCGUCGUCGUCUCUCCAACGUUGGCUGCAACCAUAUUUCGUCAUUGCAGAUGUGGAGGAAGCGAUCGGACAAGAGGGGGACAAUGUUGACGUGUCCUACGUGCCGACAGAAACCCGCGUUUUUCGCUUGCGAGAUUGUCAUCCGUCUGUCGUGGAAUUCUUCGAUUCAUGCUGUAAGACGCCAAAGCUUUUUCAUGCAUUUGUGUUAAGUGCGCAUUGUGGAUGGAGCGAAAAACAGUCGGCGAAACAUGCCGAAGAAGCCACGUUUGGAAAGUAUAGCAUCAUUGCUAGCGGUGUACGCUGGGCCGUUCUGCAGGAGUGUAUUGCCAAAACGAUGCACUUGUCAUUGCGGCUUGGAAAAGCUGGCUGUUUGUCCGUUGACGCUGUCGAACAUGUGGAUGAUGUCAUGCAGAGGGUUGCCGUCAUGCAGCUGAAUGACGGCCACGAGGUCGGUGAAGAUGACGCUGCUGUGCAAUUGCCAGAAGACCAUGCGGAUGUCGAUGUCGAUGGUGACGAGACCGACGGUCCGGACGAGAUGAGCGAGCAGAUUUCGCAAUUGAAAGAAUGCGAAGGCCGGAACGACGUGUUCGCUUGGGUGCUCAAUGAUACCCAGCCACCUCUCGCGGUAGACGCUCUCGUCGAGAAGCUUGAUCUCACGCCAUCGCUUACUUCGACCCACUAUCUACUGCUCAAGUGUUUGUCCAUGAUGGUACCCACGGGUGAGGAAUUCGAAAAGGUUUCGGCUAUGUCCGUGCUCGUGAAGGACGUCAUUAGCCAGGUGAAGCCGCAGUCAUAG